AUGUUUCCCAACAAUUCUCUGGGGCCCGGUCGCGUGCCACCCACUCCCGAAGAAGCUGUUCAGAUGCGAGCAAAGUGUGCCGCGUCCAUUGUUGCUGCUUUACCUCCCAUUGUCGUCAAGCAACUUUUGCUGGCGGCAAAGAUGAAGAUGUACACAAGCAGAUGGAAGGUAUGUUGGAUGUGUUUGGAGAUGCGUAUUUGA
Aureobasidium musti is the source of this 201-nucleotide messenger RNA. The record is from the annotation of a GenBank genome assembly. Lineage: Eukaryota; Fungi; Ascomycota; Dothideomycetes; Dothideales; Saccotheciaceae.